Molecule: messenger RNA, 1020 nt
Organism: Jaminaea rosea
Lineage: Eukaryota; Fungi; Basidiomycota; Exobasidiomycetes; Microstromatales
Exons: 4
Coding region: 1-1020 (339 amino acids)
Source: RefSeq, a predicted model, not a curated record
AUGACCAACGAUAUCAUCCCCGUCAUCCUCUGGUGUGUUCCGCGCUCCGUCUCGACGGCUACGGAACGCGCCUUCAUGGGCAAGGAGGGAUGUCGAUGCUGGCAUGAACCUCUUGGCGACCCUUUCUACUUCAGCUCCAAGCGACAGAGCUUGCGCUACUCCGAGGAGGAGUGCAAGGCCUCGGGCAAUUGGGACAAGGACAUCGUUGAUGUGAUGCAGACACUCCUCGAUCCCGAAGCCAACAAUGUUGGUACGGACAAGAAGGGGCCGGUCAAGUAUGUCUUUGUCAAGGACAUGGCGCAGUACAUCAUCCCUCGCCAGACACUCGAGAAAAUUCACAAAGGACAGGGCUCCCAAUGCUACCGCACUGACGGCGAGACCUGCGGUACCUCGCGCUGCACUGGUGUGGACAGCGAGGGUGAAAUCAUCGAAAACCCCACAGUGAUCCCUACAGCUCUGAUGCGCCGCUUCAAGCACACAUUCCUCGUGCGCACGCCCACCAAGGCGGUCCCAUCCUACUACAAGUGCUGCCAGGACAAGAUGGCCGGCUUUGAGUUCUUCGACGGGGCAGAGGCUGGCUUCGAGGAGCUCCGCAUCCUCUACAAGUGGAUCAGCAACCCUCGAUCCACCUUCAACACCGACAAGGAGGAUGGUCCCGGUGCCGUCUCCUUCCCCGGCAAGGCUCAGAAGCAACCCCUUCCCCCACCACUGAUCGACGCUUCCGUUCUCCUUGCCAACCCGGCCUCGACAAUCAAGCACAUCUGCGACCAGACGGGCAUUCCCUUUGAUCCGGCUAUGCUUUCUUGGGACGCUAAGCCUCAAGCUGAGUUCGCCAAGUGGGGCGCUUACCACCAGGGUGCGGAGAACUCUACCGGAUUCAAGUGCGAGGACGACGGCGCGGCGAAGACGAAUGGAGAAGAGGCAAAGAUCGCUAAGUUGCCGCAAGAGGUAAGGAACACGAUUGAAAGGAAUAUGGAGCCUUACGAGUGGUUGGUCAAGAGGCAGACGACUUUCGCUUGA